Messenger RNA from Sporisorium graminicola, 852 nucleotides. RefSeq lists its product as uncharacterized. The record is from RefSeq and is a predicted model, not a curated record. Bases 1 to 852 code for a protein of 283 amino acids. The transcript has a single exon. NCBI's taxonomy places the organism in Eukaryota, Fungi, Basidiomycota, Ustilaginomycetes, Ustilaginales, Ustilaginaceae.
AUGGCGCCUUCGCUCAAGAUCUCAGCCGGACCCUCAGUGGACGCGUUGCAAACCGUCGCUGUGAACCACGACGACCGACCCACGGAAAUCAACUCGGACCUCUUCCAGGGCCGCAUCGCCGUGCGCAUCAAGAACUUCACCGGCUCGGAUCCCGACGGCGUGGAGCAUCGCAAGGACACACCCUACUUUGGUGCCGGCCACGGCAAGGGCCAGAGCUGGAGCAUGCAGAUCCAAGGGCGUUUCAAGUCCGCGGUCAACGCCGACGACCUCGUGUUCGGCAACGAGUUUGAUAAGCCCAUCAAGGACCACCUGCCGUACGGCACGAGUGUGGCGCUGCAGUUUGUGAAGCUAGUCGAUCCGAAUUUGGAGCACGACCUGUACGCGCAGCGUCCACAUGCCUGGAGCCCGUACCUCGCGACCAUGCCGCGCGUCAACUCGGUUGCGUCGGACAAGGAGGAUUUCAGCGAGUGGCCGAGCUUCCCCACACACCCGGAGUAUGUCCAGGACGACAUCUCGAGCCUGAUUCCUUCCGAGCUCGCCGAAAAGGAGAGGGACACUGUGGCCAACUUCAAGGGCAUCGACAAGGCGCACGAGUACCGACAGCGCUUCCUGGGCAACCGCGCACACCGGAAGGAGAUCAUCGUGGACAAGGACCAGAUCGUCACCGCUGACUUCUUCAACGGCUUCUUGGACUUUAACGAUCUCACGCUGCACAUUCCUUUCUCGGGCGGGCUGAAGUUUGAUCUGAAGAAGUACUGGGAUGGCCAGCCGGUCCGCUACAUCUGCAAGGACAGGAAGAACGAUAAUGUUUUCUUUAUUAUCCAGUUUGAUAUUGUAGAUCUCAACCAGUGA